Cloeon dipterum is the source of this 1115-nucleotide messenger RNA. RefSeq names its product SAP30-binding protein. The record is from RefSeq and is a predicted model, not a curated record. The transcript is spliced from 3 exons. Gene Ontology annotation, cellular component: nucleus. Bases 162 to 1055 code for a protein of 297 amino acids. Lineage: Eukaryota; Metazoa; Arthropoda; Insecta; Ephemeroptera; Baetidae. Gene Ontology annotation, biological process: regulation of DNA-templated transcription.
ACGAUACGAAAAACAAAAGCAUUCCACAGUUUCAUCGAUUGUAUUCGGUGUAAAUUCAGCAAUCUUCGGGUGUUUUGAGCUUGUCUCGACAAUAUCCCUCGAAAUUGGAUUAAAUUUUGGACUUUGGAUCGGAUCUUGAUUACUUUCUCAAAUAAUUUAAGAUGUCGCAUUCGUUGGCAUCUUUGACAGCAACUUACACAGACUCCGAGAAUGAGGACGAGGAGGAGCCAGGUCACGAGGCUGGAAUUGUGACCCUCACUGAGGAAAGCAGCCUUUCAAAACCGCCAUCACCUGCGCAAGCAUUGGGCCGAGUGAGAAGAAAACGGGCCCACCUCAAUCGGCUUGUGUCCUACCAAGACGCAGAUAAUGUGUCUUCAGAGGGCGAAGACACAGACAAUGAAUACACAGACGAGGAAAUGUUGGAAGACGGCAAGGACCAGGACGCUGAGGCUGAAGCUGCCCUGAAUGCCGUUAAGAAGGAAGUCAGACGACCAGUCCCCACUGACGUCCAAAUGCCUGAAGAACCAAAAGGAAAAUGUUCAGAGGAGCACGUUAAACGAGUUCUGAAGCAAUUUGAAAAGGUACAAAACGGACUAGACGUGAACGCAAUAUUCCAGAGGCGGAAAGACUUCAGAAAUCCUAGUAUUUACGAAAAAUUGCUUCUUUACUGCAACAUAAACGAGCUCGGCACCAACUACCCUCCACACAUGUACGAUCCGACCCGCUGGGGCAAAGACUCUUACUAUGAGGAGCUGUCUAAAGUGCAGAAAAUCGAGAUGGACAAGAAGGAAAAGGAGAAGAAGGAGAAAGCAAAGGUCGAGAUCGUCACUGGCACGGCGAGAAAGCCGCCCACACUGCUGCUCCCGACAGGCGGAGCUACGCUUAAACCUUCCGCCGCUUUGGCGACUGCUGCGGCCACGGCAGCGUCCAUCGAAGAGAAGAGGAAGUCUAAGUGGGACCAAGUUGGAAAUUCUGUAUUGACUGCUAAUGUGACUGGAACGAAGGGAACUGUUAUCUCUGCGUUUGGCUCGCUGCCUAAGAGGCCAAAGAUUUGAGUGACUGUGUUAAUCACAACUAUUAAUGCAAUGUAAAAUAAACGCUUAGCUUUAAAUUUA